UAAUAAACACAAUAAUAUCAAAAUAAACGUUUUAUAAACAAUUAAAACGUAUUCCCAACGUUGUUUAACAUGUAAUUAACGUGUUAAUCAAUUACAUAAGUUAACCUUAAAAUCGUCAGUUUUGUCAAGUGUUCUAUUGAAAUAGCUUAAGUGAAUAAACCAGAAUGUUCAAUAAUCCCUUUAAGAACUUUGAUAAGCCUGUACAGGGCACUGUGAUCAAAAGCACAGAAGAAACAGGAUGGGAUAGGGUCGUCACCAUGUUCACACCAAAUGAAUUCGGUGAGCUGAGUCCACAGUUGAACACAGUGCUGCAAGUCGGAUGCAUGAGCAUUUUCUCUGGUGCUCUGUACGGUGGAGUUUUGCACAGCAAGAGCGCCUAUCUGGAAUUCUUUAAAUACAAUCAAGCGACAGUUUUCAAAGAUCACAUUGAAGCAAAAAAACGUCUGCAGGAUAAGGUGACUUUAGGGUUUGGAAAGGGGGCUUUCAGAUGGGCCUGGCGUUUGAGUUUAUUCACAACUAGUUAUGUAGGGAUUUCUUCUGCUGUUGCAGUGUAUAGGGAUAAGACUGGUAUAAUGGAGCAUUUCGUGGCGGGAAUUUGCACGGGAUUGAUGUACAAGUUUAAUAUGGGACCUAGGGGAUGGUUGGUGGGAGGAGCUUUAGGUAUGGUGCUUGGAGGCGUGGCCGGUGGAUCAACUCUUGCAAUAUUAAAGUUAACCGGAAUGACGAUAGAUGAUGUCCGCGAAAGGAAUUCGGUUUUUGGAAAGAAACGCGUGGAGAAGUUUAACGAAGGCGUUAAAGAUUACAUGCAGAGGGAGAACUUGGAUAUAGUUAACGAAUACAAUAAACGCAUGGAGGUGGAGAAGGUGAAAAACAUCGAGAAACUCGACGAUAAGUAACCGAAAUAAAUCCGUUGAUUAGUCUUGUU
Messenger RNA from Nicrophorus vespilloides, 925 nucleotides. RefSeq names its product RPII140-upstream gene protein (gene 140up). NCBI's taxonomy places the organism in Eukaryota, Metazoa, Arthropoda, Insecta, Coleoptera, Silphidae. The record is from RefSeq and is a predicted model, not a curated record. Gene Ontology annotation, cellular component: mitochondrion. The transcript is spliced from 5 exons. Bases 165 to 896 code for a protein of 243 amino acids.